GAGCUACGUUCGCAGUGUGCACGGUGGAUGCGUUCACAGCGUCGACCGUAAACUUGCAUCAUUCAUCCUCUCCUCCCUCCUCCUCUUCCUCAAAGAGGCGGCGGUGCUGACACACAGGGACUUAGCUGAUCAACUAGUGAAGAGGAGGAAGACGCUCUCACUCCUCACAGCUGCUCCACAGCUUCAUGGUAUAUGAGAGCUCCACCUACAAGAACUUAUUACAUUAGUGUCUGACUGUGCUGCAUCAUGCUGUGGAUGAAGUGGAAGAUGGUGGUGGACUCCCUGCGUGGACGGAGAAGGAGGCUGCCCUGUUUUCUCUGGUUCCUCCUGCUGUUCGCUGUUGGAGGUCUGGUUCUCUUCAUCCACCAGCAGGAUCUGUCGGAGAUGGUCCAGCAACAAGUCCCAGGCAUGAUGCUUGGAAGCACUCCACGGCAGUCCAGAGAGACUCUUUCUACUCAGGACAGAGAGGGAAGUAAAUCUGACAACCAUCAAGCAACAGAAGGCAUCUUGUCCAGCCUGGUUCCUCCAAUGCAGUUCCCACACUUUGAGAGUAGCCAACAGACAGCCACCCCUGGGUCUCGAGAACGGGACAUAGACCCCCAUCACGUCUCCAAAAGACAGCGCAAGCUGCUGAAAACAAGUCCCCAGAUUAGUCACAUCUCCAAUAAUGUGUCCUCGUCCUUCACUUCUUCCUACUCAGGCUCUUUUUGCCCUGAGAGCUGGAUAAAGCUCAUCAAACACUUGGAGGCCCGCAAGAAACUGAUGAAGGAAAUAUGUGCUAAGUACAAAAGCAGCAUCUCCAGGACCAUCACACGCCAUCAUGUGAAAUACCUCUUUGUGGUGGACAAGUACAAGUUGUUGUACUGCCAGGUGCCCAAGGCGGGCUGUUCCAACUGGAAGAGGACACUGAUGGUGCUUGCAGGCCAGGCCUACAACACUCAGAGUAUUAAACAUGAUACAGUCCACUAUGACCACCACCUCAAGAAGCUCGACAGCUUUGACCAAAAGGGUAUAAUGCACCGACUGAAAACCUAUACCAAAGUCAUGUUUGUCCGAGAACCCUUGGAGAGGAUGGUGUCGGCUUAUAGGGACAAGUUUGAAAAUCCAAACAACUACUACCACUCACUGUUUGGGAAACCCAUAAUCUCCAAGUACAGGGCCAAUGCGUCCUUGGAAGCACUAAGGACGGGCAAUGGGGUCACAUUCAAGGAGUUUGUCCAGUACCUGCUGGACGUCCACAGGCCCGUGGGAAUGGACAUCCACUGGGAGCAGGCGAACCAGCUCUGCAACCCUUGUCUCAUAGACUACGACUUCAUUGGAAAGUUUGAGACCAUGGAUGAGGAGUCCAACUUUUUCCUGCGAUUGAUCGGGGCACCACAAAACCUCACGCUGCCUAGUUUUAAAGACAGGAACCCAACCGACAAGAGGACCUCUACGCAGGUCACACAAAAUUACUUCUCACAGGUCAGUAUGAUGGAGAGACAGCGAGUUUAUGAUUUCUAUUACAUGGACUACUUGAUGUUUAACUACUCCAAGCCUUUUAAAGAUUUAUAUUGACUGACUUCUUAUCAAGACUCUUGAAUCACAGUUACAUUCCACCGUCUACAUCUCUACCAUCUAGCUCUACAUGGAGGAAUCUCUGUCCAUCUUUCAAUUUUCUCCACAUCUGCUCGUCCAAUCAACUUUAAACUUUGCGGGUGUGUUCCUCAGGAUCUAAGGAAGGGAAGUGUGUGCCAUGAAGAGUUUUUUGGAUGAGUGGUUUUUGAGAAAAUUGACAAAGAUUCCUCCUUUAUUUUCUCUUUUAAAUCAAGUCACAACCCUUUGAUGAUGUCAGGGAUGACAUCGCCAACGGUCACGUUUCAGCUUGACAGGCAGCGCACAAUGAUGGUAAUGAAGUUCAAUGACACAAUGACAUGGAGCUUUGCACCUGAGCAGAGGGAUUAGAAAAAACAAACCAUGUAAAAUCUGCUUUUUAUCCUCGUUUAAAAAAAUGAUGAGACAAAAGUUAUGUUAAUGUGACUUAUUAAACACAAAAUUGUGCUGAAAUACAAGGUAUUUAUUCACUACGUGUGAUGAGAUAUACUUUGAAAUUAUAAAUGUUAUGUUUCUAAAAAAAAGUUUCUUGUUGUUUUGCAGGCUGUAAAUUAUGCCUCUCUGUGAGUCAAAUAAAAAUUGCAAAUUAAAUUACAUUUGAUUUGAUUUGUAUAGCACAACAUCACAACAUACAUUAUCUCAAGGCAUUUCACAUAGCAAGGUUGAAACCUUACGAAGUUACAUAAAUGUGUUUUAUGGUUUAAUUCAACAUGGUGCCAGACAUUUACCGAUCACAUUCCUUAAUUUAUACAUGAUUCAUUAUAUAUUAUAUUAUGCGAGCCCCUAUACCAUUAGAGGAACCACACCCAUACAUUUUGCUUUCUUUAGUUUUUGAUUGACCUCAGAUGAGGCUCAUGUAUUCAUGGGCACCCCAAUCACCCUCAACCACCAGGUACAUGCAAGCGGUUUUUCUUUUAUUUUGAAAUAUUUGCACUUACAAUUUGACUUACAGUAAGUUGGCCAUCAGUAUACCUCUAUGUAUCGAUACCUAAUAAUACAGAUAAUUCUUGUAAAUGGUUUUACUAAAGGUAAAGUGUAACAGAAAUGAAAUGAGUAUAAAUCUUGAAGAUGUGUACAGUGCUGCCCACUGGGAAGCUUUGUGCACUUAUUGUAGCAUUUUUGUACUUCUAACUUUGUCAGUUAGGUUUGUGCUUUAGUCUAACACAUUCACUGCUGUAAGACCUCCCCAUCAUUACUAGUAUUUACGUGGGUUGUCAUAUGCAGGACAACCAGGUACUCGCAGGGUACAACGUGUUGCUGCCAAUCAUCUGUUAAUAUCUGUUAGUAGUACAAAACAAUUACUUUCUGUUGACAGCAUUGGCAACCAAAAAAGAAAGAAUGCAAAAAUAGGGGUUUAUAUUUGGUGUGAAAUAUAAACCAGUGAAAUAAUAAUAAUAAUAGAGUGGCCAAACUUCUCCAUGGUUCAUACCACACAAUCUCUGAACAGCUCUGACUUACAGAUCUCACUCAUUCCCUCUGUACGUAUCACAUCUCUUCUACUCCACUAUAAAGG
Paralichthys olivaceus (Japanese flounder) is the source of this 3106-nucleotide messenger RNA. RefSeq names its product carbohydrate sulfotransferase 8. Gene Ontology annotation, cellular component: membrane. The record is from RefSeq and is a predicted model, not a curated record. Gene Ontology annotation, biological process: proteoglycan biosynthetic process; carbohydrate biosynthetic process. Gene Ontology annotation, molecular function: sulfotransferase activity. Lineage: Eukaryota; Metazoa; Chordata; Actinopteri; Pleuronectiformes; Paralichthyidae.